Messenger RNA from Penicillium argentinense, 336 nucleotides. Its product is annotated as YciI family protein. The transcript is spliced from 4 exons. The record is from RefSeq and is a predicted model, not a curated record. NCBI's taxonomy places the organism in Eukaryota, Fungi, Ascomycota, Eurotiomycetes, Eurotiales, Aspergillaceae. Bases 1 to 336 code for a protein of 111 amino acids.
AUGGCGACAACUGGCAAGAAGAAAGAAUUUCUCUGUAUCAUGCCGGAUCGGCCUAAUGUUCUCGAAUUGAGGAAAAAGGUCAAGGGUGACCAUUAUGAAGGUAUACAGCCGUUGAUCGCGGAAGGGAAGCUUGUCGAUGGAGGUGCGAUUUUCGAAGAACAUCCCCAGGAAGGCAAAGAUGCGCGCUUCUUGGGAAGUAUGGUUGUGUACACGGGUGCGACAGCCGAGGAAGUACGAGAAAUCAUCAACAAUGAUAUCUAUGCCAAAAGUGGUGUGUGGGAUCUUGAAAAGGUCCAAAUAUUUCCAUAUGUGCCUGCCGUCAGACAACCUCUCUGA